Sphaerodactylus townsendi is the source of this 4237-nucleotide messenger RNA. It is a transcript of the gene FGF11, whose product is annotated as fibroblast growth factor 11. Gene Ontology annotation, molecular function: fibroblast growth factor receptor binding; growth factor activity. The transcript has 5 exons. The record is from RefSeq and is a predicted model, not a curated record. Gene Ontology annotation, cellular component: cytoplasm. Bases 200 to 928 code for a protein of 242 amino acids. Lineage: Eukaryota; Metazoa; Chordata; Lepidosauria; Squamata; Sphaerodactylidae. Gene Ontology annotation, biological process: regulation of cell migration; animal organ morphogenesis; positive regulation of cell population proliferation.
GCUCCGUCCCCGGCCCGCCGCUGGCACCCGCCCGCCCGUCUGCCAGCUGAAGGACACGCACCCCGGCGGGGCUCCGAUGGCUGCAGCAGCCCGGCGGCCCGGCCAUGCCCGCCACGUCUGAAGGCGGCCGGCGGGAGCGGCGCGUGGCCGGCGUCGACGACGGGCGGCGGCGGCGGCAGGAGGCGGCGGCGGCGGAGGCAUGGCCGCCUUGGCCAGCUCGCUGAUCCGGCAGAAGCGCGAGAUCCGCGACCCGGUGGCCAGCCGGCCCGUGUCGGCGCAGCGGAAGGUGUGCCCGCGCGGCACCAAGUCCCUCUGCCAGAAGCAGCUGCUCAUCCUCAUCUCCAAGGUCCGCCUCUGCGGGGGGCGGAAGGGGCGCCUGGAGAAGAGCCCCGAACCGCAGCUGAAAGGCAUCGUCACCCGGCUCUUCUGCAGGCACGGCUAUUACCUCCAGGUCCACCCGGAUGGCAGGAUUGACGGCACCAGAGAGGACACCAACGGGUUUGCUCUCUUCAACCUGAUCCCGGUGGGACUCCGCGUGGUGGCCAUCCAGAGCACGAAGUCGGGGCAGUACGUGGCCAUGAACGCCGAGGGCCACCUCUAUACCUCUGCUCACUUUACCACCGAGUGCCGCUUCAAGGAAUGUGUCUUUGAAAACUAUUACGUGAUGUAUUCCUCCACCCUGUACCGGCAGCGGGAGUCAGGACGGUCGUGGUAUUUGGGCAUCAACAAAGACGGGCAGGUGAUGAAAGGAAAUCGAGUCAAGAAGACCAAAGCCGCCGCCCACUUCCUCCCCAAACUGCUGGAAGUGGCUUUAUAUCGUGAGCCGUCGCUACACAACGUCGUCGAGUCGGUCCUGUCCAAGAAGGCGGAAGAGGAAGAGGAAGAUGCAGCUCCCUUAAAAGAGAUAUCUAAGGCUGAAGCCACGUAACCCUGAGGAGGGGGGGUGCGUCCUCUUUCUCUGCCCCCCACCUCCUCUCCUGUCGCGUGCGUCCCAGGCACACAUGACCCCCACCAAUGGCCGCUCUUCUAGCCACUGUCUGAACAAACCCCCCUCACAUUUCCUCUUUUAUUUCUCAGGAUAUCCCCAACUUUUCUCUCUUGUGUUCAGCCUCUGGGACUUUUAAGACUGUUUGCCAGAAGGGGAAGAUUCACAGACUACGGAGUUUCCUUCUCUUGCAUGAGAAGAAAUUACGAAGAGAGUCUUCUUUCUCAAGCCAUAGGUGCAAUAUGGCAUCCAGCCUCCAGGGGGCAGCAGCCUUGCGAUGCUGUGAAGGGCAGAUGUCCAUCUUUCAAACUGUGAUAAACUCACUGCAGGCUUUCCGGCCAGCUGUCGGGCAGAAAUUGUUGCACCUGUCAGGGAUCCAGUUAACCUAGCAAAACGAUCUAUCCUGUCUUCCAUGCAAGCCAAUUGUUGCAAUACGGUGCUUUGCUUCUGCUAUGCUGAUGACACGAGUUCUAAUCCCACAUCAGGAGGAUUCGGGCCGGGAAGAGGAAAAGGCACGCUUGCACCGAGCAGAGCGGGAAAGCAACGUUCUGUCUCUUGUUCUACAGGGAAAAAAGAUCUUCCAGUUGAUAACUGAUUUUUUUUUUAAAGUAACCUGCUAUACUCUUUUCAGUCCCUGGGGGGCGACAUUGCCCCGUCUGAAAUAUGCAUGGGAGGAAACAAUUUAAUUGCAGACUUUUAUGGAUUUGUGGACAACGGCAGGAGGGGGACGAUGCGAGAUCCCUUGGGAAAGGGGCGACGGAUCCGGCAUUGGUUUAACAGCUCAGGCAUAGGAGUCUUAUCUCUCCUCUUGGCCAUCUCAGGACCUGAAGGGAGGGCGAAAUCUCUCCCAGACUGUAGUCACUUCGGUUGUUGUGGUGGAGCAGUUUUUUAAAAUUGGAAUUGUUUUCCCUCAACUAAGGAAUGCCAAUAUCGAUUCAGAAGAAAAUCAUAUUAUUUCCCAUCCUUUCUGCUGCAGUAAAAAAAAAUGGAGCUCCAAUGCAGGACAGCCGUUUUAUACAUGCGUCCCUUCUGAGCCAGAUUAGGCCCACUCUGGGAAGAGCGCACUCCUGUUUUCAGCCAUUAGGAGCCGACAGUUUCCUUUCAGGAGGGGAGAUGUUUUAUGAGAACAGCGCAGCAGACCGGGAGGACAUUUCCUGUUAUAUGGAAUCCUACUCCUUUUGGCCACUGGACUGGCAACAAUGCAUUUACAGGAGGACACAAGCAACUUCCUAAAACGCGCCAGCUUCCAUCGAAGAAACAGAUCCAUAAAAAUGCAAUACCCAUAUUUGGCCACUGCGUGGCGACACUGUGGAAAAACAGGGCAUCUUGAACUUUGCGCGCAUGUCAAAAGGACCCCCCCUGGUGUGCGGGACUGUGGGGGAGCAAUAGCCACUAGCCAAUAACUCGGGGGAGGGUGCAUGCCAUAAAACUCUGCACCCGUCCCCUACCCUUCUCCCCCCUUCCCAGUAUGCCCAGAUCUGCCAUAUACCAAUCUGUAUAGUAUUUCUACAGGUAAUACAUUUUAAAGGGUGGGGGGAGGGGGUGCCACUGUGAAACGGGACUUGGGAGAGACAUCGUCCUAAUGUUUGUGGGGUGGGCUGGUGAGCUCAGUGGGGGCUCUAGAGAGACCACAGUCCUGGCACACAGGCCCCUUCACAAGGCUCAUGAGUAGACCACCCAGUUGCUCUGCGUUCCAGCCCCAUUCCUGGCCUCUGUCAGGAAUCCUGACCCGCUGCAGUGGGGACGGAGUGACCGUUUUAACUGGCAGUGGGAUUUCUGGCUGAGCCACAGCCCUGGCUAACAGAGCCAAGCCCCGGCAACUCCGAGGUCACGGGGCUCAGGCCCUUCAGUGGCCAUGGUUACCAGGGUCAGCUGACCCACCAGCCCCUUCCUGCAUGGCUGACAGUCUGCAAGAGGAAGCUCUGGGCCAGCCUGAGACAACUGCUGGUCUCAUCCCCCCCCCCUUCCUCCAAGGCCACCUCCCCAGUCCUCUCGGGCCUUCACUGAGCCCGACGCCCAUCUCUGAAGAGCCCCAGGCCCCCUGGCUGCUGGCUUCUUGUGCACACAAACUCCCCCCCCCAUCACUGCUAGACCCCACCCCAGAGAAACCCAGGACUCCUAGCUCAGAGCUCUCCAGCAUGGUGCACCGUGGGUGUCACGGAAAAUUCCAAAGGCGCCCGUGGCUUCAGAAAGAUUGGGGACCCCUGCCCUCGUCAGCAGCCCCCCUGCCCUCCUCCUCUGCCCCUCUUCCCACGUGAGAAGCAGGAAGCCGGGCCUGGCUGCUCCGGAAUGGCUCCCCUCCGGCCUCCGGCUCCAAAUUACCUCAUUCGCUGGCCAGGAACGGAAGGCAAAGGCGGAGAAGCCACGCAGCGGGCCACUACGGUGGGAGCCCACAGACUACCUAGCUCAGCCUCCUCUUGGCAGGACGACACCAGCCGGGGCCAGAGCUGCCCUUCGGGGCAACAGCGCCCCCUCCAAAGCCCACCCAACUGCCCACUUUUCCUUGCCUAAUGGUUACAGGGUUCAUGCGGACUCAGGAAUUCUAUGAGCUGAAACAAACAGUGGGGGCAGAUUAAGAACUGUGGGUCACCAAAUGCCUGGAGGUUGGGGGGUGGAGGGGGGGUCUAGUGAGGAGGGGGGCCUCCAUGGGGUGUAAUGCCCUCAAGGCCGUCCUCCAUUUCCCCCAGGGGCGCUUCUCUCUGUUGUCUGGAGAUCAGUUGGAAUUUGGGGGGGGGGCGUCUCCAGGACCCUCCUGGAGUCAAUGCAUUUUUGCAAGGUGCAACUGGGGGGGGGGAGAGGGGGAUGUGUGGGGGGAGAGGGGGAGGCCGGCUGUUUCUCAGGAAGAUGCACACACCCACCCCUGCCCCUCAAAGCAACCAAGUCAGCACCGGCGCUUUGCAGCCUGGCCCUUCCUUGGUUCAGGGAAAAACAGCUGCCCUCAACCCUUUCCAGGGGGGGUGGGGUCCUAAACCUGGAACACCCCCCGCCCCGUUCCCCAUUUUAGUCAGCAAAAUCACUGGCCCCCAUUCUGAUUUGGGGAGCUGCCCCAAUUAACGUGUCACAGCUACGUGAGCCCCUGUUGACGGCCUGAAUUACCCCCCUCCCUUCUAGCAGAAUCCUGGACGCUAAAACUCAGUAUGUUAUAAGCCAGUGGUGGCGAACCUUUUCGAGCCCAAGCGCCCAAAUUGCAACCCCAAACCCACUUAUUUAUCACAAAGUGCCAACUCGGCAAUUUAAUCUCAAUUCUGAGGU